AUGGAUUCCAUACCACGGUUUCAAGGGAAGAAUCGUUCUCUGCGACGACGGAGGGACAGUCAGUUGAUAUCCGUCGCGCUGCGCUUUGUCCCCGAAAAGCUCCGCCCUCUGCUGGAAUGCGUCAUAAGAACCCAUGAACCACCAUAUACGCCCGAAUUCUACGUGGUCGAAGACGUCCUCGAGAUACUGGCAAUGCGUAUGAGCGUGAUGGAACCGUCUGAGAGACCUGCCGUUGCGGCAGAUUUGGCUCUGCUGGUGACCAAUGUGCUCAGGAGCAGUCGGGCAAAUACUGUUCAGAUCAACCAGGCCACCAUCGUGCGAAUACUAGAAGCUCUUCCCGAAGCCUCUAUCGGGCCUUGGUAUCAGCAGCUCCGCGAUACUCAUUGCAACCUGCACACCAAUACCGAGCUCCAAUUCGCAAGUCGUCUAGCCAAGUCGCCAUCGACAAAGAAAUUGAGUACUCAGGUGCUGCUCGGCCUCACAAGCGCAGGCACAGUGGACAUCAACAGUCCUGUGGCGGCCAGCGUGUGCACUUCAAUUUUAACAUUCAGAAAGGAAGAUCUCGCAGCGCUAGAUGGUCAGUCUGCCACUCCCGCAGACUUGUUUGGCACUCUCCACAGUAUUGGAAUGGUUCCCGACGUCGUCACCUACUCUGCUAUCAUGCGGGCCCUCUGCUUGAGGGGGGAUCUCAAGGCGGCUCUAGACGUUUUCGAGGUCAUGAAACAACACGGCGUGCAACCGGACGCGGUCACCUUCUCCGUCCUAAUUCACGGCUGCAAGAUGUGCGGAGACUUUGACACUUUGUCUGAGCUCACGAUCCAGGCGUGCUUUGCAAACAUUCGAGAUCCUAUCGUCUGGAAUGAUGUGCUUCAUGCCUUGUACAUAAGUUGCUUACGCGCGCGCAAAGACAGGCAGGGACCGCGUCGAACCGCCCUGUUCGCCCUGAAUUCGAUCUACACCCGGAUCUUCGAUCCCAAGCCUAUCAGGCCGUUCAUCACAAAACGUCUUGUUGAGAUGGGUGAUUUCGCAACGCUUCAGAGUUGGGUUCCCGAGAACAUGACGCGCAUAGCUGCGGAAGUCCCGCCUCUUCCUCCUCAAGAACUCGUGCAGCCAGGAUCGGACACGCUCGCCAUCAUGAUCCUAGGGCUCAUUCGGUCCCUCCCGAUGCCAGCAGACGUCGUCAUAUUCUACUCCCACUUCAGACAGAUGCUCGCAGAGGGCCAUCCUGUUGCAGAGCUUAUGGUACGAGAGCGGGGGACUUUUGUUCAUGACGUUGUUCUCAGAAACUUGAUCAAGUGGCGAGGCACUUUACGAAUCGCGCUCGACAUCAUUCGAGAUAUGGUGAGGGAUGUUGGCCAAGACUCCACUUCGGAAGUCGGGCAUUCUGAUUCUAUGUCGACUACUCGGCAGACGUCGGUCCUCGGCCGACGGAGACCUCCGAUCCGCCACCCAGCCCCAAGUGUUUACACCUGGAGCAUCCUCAUGCAUGGAUUCAUGAGGCACAAACAACCUGAGGAAGCUGAGCGUGUCAUCAGCCUUAUGCGCGAGCACGGGGUGGAGCCGAAUGCUGUCACGUGGAAUACCCUCGCAGCUGGUUACGCCAAGAUGGAGAAGAUACCCAAAGCAGUGGAUGCAAUGCGCCGUCUCGAGACCGAAGGCUUCCAGGCUGACGACUGGACACUGCGUGCGUUUUCGUAUAUCAACCACAAGGCAAAAGCCAUAAAGUUGAUGGAGGCUACGGUCGAGGCCAACAAGCUCAAGAAGAUGGCGUUAGAGCAGCAGCAGCAGCAGCAGCAGCAAGAAUACGAUCAGGACAUGGCAUUCGAGGAACAGUGGCCAGCCGAGCAGGUGCCGGACCAGACGCAGCAAGACGAUGGGGCUGCGGACGUAGACGCAGAGACGGAGGAAUGGCAGCACAGUGACGAUGAUGAAGAGGCCUUGGACGAGGAGCUUGAGACACGCCUGCUCCAGCUGGACCCGGCCCCGGUGCCCGAAAACGUCUCAAGAAAGAUGCUCCUUGAGGCACAGAAGAUGGAGAACAUCGCGCCGGUCAAUCAGGGGCCACAGCUCGCCGAGUGGGCGCGCAUCCGGCGAGACGGCCUUAGUGCUGUGUCCGGUUCCACAACGCCGCAUGGCGUGGAAAGUCGGUCCCCGUUGGGUGGACUGACACCCACAUACACAGAAGAUGUAAAGAAGAAUGUAGGGCGGGGGCUAUAA
Molecule: messenger RNA, 2217 nt
Organism: Cryphonectria parasitica EP155
Lineage: Eukaryota; Fungi; Ascomycota; Sordariomycetes; Diaporthales; Cryphonectriaceae
Exons: 2
Coding region: 1-2217 (738 amino acids)
Molecular function (GO): protein binding
Source: RefSeq, a predicted model, not a curated record